Messenger RNA from Pocillopora meandrina, 495 nucleotides. Lineage: Eukaryota; Metazoa; Cnidaria; Anthozoa; Scleractinia; Pocilloporidae. The record is from the annotation of a GenBank genome assembly.
GACCAUCAACUAUGGGAGCAACUCCAAUCGAAUGGAAUCAAAUGUAGAAGCCAGUUGGAAAACAGGUCCAUACAGUCUUAUGCUACAGCGAGCAAAGUCCAGGCCUAAGCAAAGUUCUGGUCAAAGGUGGAGCUCGGAGAGAAACAUUUGUCAGAUGUUGAAUUUCUGGUGAUUUCAAACAAAGGCAGACCCAUACUAGGAAGAAAAACAGCAAUGCAGCUUGAAGUACUUGCAAUCAAAGUACCUGAAUCUAAAGUAAAUCUCGUAGAGAGUGAGUUCCAGGAACUGUUCAGUGAUAAAGUUGGAAAAUUGACAAAUUAUUCCGUUGAACUGCAUCUCAAGCCUGAUGCAAAGUUUGUAGCACAACCAUGCAGACAUGUCCCAUACAGUCUUCACAGCAAAAUAGAGGAAAAGCUGACAGAAUUGGAGGAUAUGGACAUCAGUGAGAGAGUGGAAGGUCCAACGCCGUGUCAGCCCGAUUGUUGUCAUUCCUAA